Jatropha curcas is the source of this 619-nucleotide messenger RNA. The record is from RefSeq and is a predicted model, not a curated record. NCBI's taxonomy places the organism in Eukaryota, Viridiplantae, Streptophyta, Magnoliopsida, Malpighiales, Euphorbiaceae.
CAAAGCCCUUUUCUUAGUUAACACUCAUAAUUAAACAUGGCCUCUUUCAAGUGCUCAAUCCUUAUUGCUUUCUUCAUUGCUUUGUCAUUUGCAAGCAUGGAUGUUGGCUUAGCGGCUCGUCAUCUCUUGCAAAUGCCUCCAUUGCCUUCUAUUCCAAAUAUGCCAAAGCCUACAUUCCCACCCAUGCCAUCUAUCCCAACUCUGCCUCAGCCAACACUGCCAACCUUACCAACUACACAGCCUCCACUUCCUAGCUUGCCUACAAUGCCUACUGUUCCUAAGGUCACUUUGCCUCCAUUGCCAAGCAUGCCUUCUAUCCCCACUAUCCCAACUACAAUUCCUUCUAUCCCGUUCCUUUCUCCACCACCUGGCAACUAAUUAAAUCUUGGAACGUCCCUUUGCUGCAGUUCCAUGGAGUUAUUUUGCGACACUGAUCAUAGCUUGUUUUUUUUAUAUUUAUUUAUGUGUUUGUGCAUUGUGAGUUCCUGAUUAUGAUAUUUGUUUUUACUAUUGUAAUUCCUGAUUUUUGUAUUUUUCAUAUAAAUAUUUGUAUACCAUCUUGGCAAGCUUAGCCUAUUCAUUGUAUUGUGUAUCCAAUAUAAAUUUAUUUUUUUGAAUG